AUGACUCCCGCUGUGGGAAUGGCGGGCACAGCGUACAAGUCCAAGGGCAGGGGAGGAAAUAAGGAGCCUGCGAUUGUCCGGGUCCAGCGCCCGGGUCCGCCCGCAGCCAGAAAUUCUGGCGCAGGAAGUUGGGUUUUGUUUUGUUUUGGUGCAUCUACUUCAAGGAUUAAGACCAUUAUCAGCAAUCAGACUGUCAACAUUCCAACAUAUACCAACAUCACUUGGAAGGGGCACACAGUGAUUGUGAAGGGCCCCAGCAGCACCCUGCAGAGGGUCUUCAAUCACAUCAAUAUAGAAGUCAUUCUCCAUGGAAAGAAGAAGAGGCUCCAGGUUGACACAUGGUGGAGAAAUGCAAAGGAACUGGCUAUUGUUGGCACUAUCUUCAGUCACGUGCAGAACAUGUUGAAGGGGGUUACAACGGGCUUCCUUUAUGAGAUGAGGGUGGUGUAUGCUCACUUCUGCAUCAGUGUUGUAAUCCAGGAGAAUGGUUCUCUAGUUGAAAUCAGGAAUUUCAUGGGAAAAAAAUACAUCCACAGGGUUUGGAUAAGGUCAGUAUCUCAAGCCCAGAAAUCUAAGUUUCUAGUUGAAGGAAAUGACGUUGAAUUUGUAUCCAGUUCAGUUGCUUGGAUUCAGCAAGCCACAACUAUUAAAAACAAGGAUAUCUGA
Messenger RNA from Artibeus jamaicensis (Jamaican fruit-eating bat), 666 nucleotides. Its product is annotated as 60S ribosomal protein L9-like. NCBI's taxonomy places the organism in Eukaryota, Metazoa, Chordata, Mammalia, Chiroptera, Phyllostomidae. Gene Ontology annotation, molecular function: rRNA binding; structural constituent of ribosome. The record is from RefSeq and is a predicted model, not a curated record. Gene Ontology annotation, biological process: cytoplasmic translation. Gene Ontology annotation, cellular component: cytosolic large ribosomal subunit; ribosome.